AUGGCGACGGACGUUACUCCUGAGACGGUUGGGUUUUUGUCUGCAGUUGGAGUCGUCAUUAUCCUCCCUGCAGUCCUUUUCCACUUCAUCAACAAGAAGCUCUGCUUUGAAAAGAGAGGUGGGCUUCCAUGCUUGGAACAACAAGGGAGAAGAAAGCACUACAAAGAAAAGUCCAGAGUUCAUGAGGGCCACGUAAACAGUUACGGGGAGGAUGAAGAACAGACAGCGUCUUCAGGCAGCGAUGAUGAGGUGAUUAAGCAGUUUGACAUCUCUGUGUCAUGCUCACAAAGUUUUCGAUCAGAAGUAUCUGAAAAAGCAACACCAGCAGGCGCGGAGCGUAGACCCAAAUUCAGCCGUUUGCCCUCCAGCCAUGAGAAGUACAGUACAGAGGUAUCUGAAUGCAAAGAUCUGGAUGGACUAAGCCAACUGAGUUACCAAGACAACCUAUCCUAUCGUGAAGAUGACCAUGUAUCUGUUGAUUCAAGAACAACAACAGAGAGUAGGGGUGCUGGGCAGCGUAAAGGGCCUAGGAUGGAGUCCAGCAUUGCUGAUGGCAUUAGCCGGCAAGCCAUGGAAGGAUGUUCGGGAAUGGAGACAGCAUUUACCAACCAGGGAUUUGAAGUAAAUGAUGCUACUGACAGCUCAUCGGCUUGGAGCCCUGAGGAACAUGAUGAAGUGAACAGUGUCCCAGCUCAUCAUGGUGCUCAUGAGCCUAUCUGUAAAUGUGGUGAUCUAGAUGUCAUCUUCAACUAUAAAGCCUCAAGUCAAAAGCUAGUAGUUACUAUCUUGGAGGCCAGGGAUAUCCCAGACAAAGACCGCAGUGGUGUGAACAGCUGGCAAGUGCACACAGUCCUGAUGCCUAGCAAGAAACAGAGGGGUAAGACAAGUGUUCAGAGAGGACCCGUCCCCAUAUUCAAGGAUAAAAUUACCUUCAGUAAGCUGGAGCUAGAGGAGUUAAGCAGCCAUGCCAUUCGUUUCCGCCUCUAUGCUGUGCACAAGAUGAUUGGAGAGAAGAUGAUGGGAGAGCAGUUGUUCUACCUGAGAAACAUCAGCCAGGAAGGGGAAGCGAAGGUGACGUUGGUCUUGGAGCCAAGGAGUAAUUUGAGCAGUGCAGACUCUCAGCUUAGUCUGUCAGCAAUCUCUCACAGUGAUAGCGCUUCUUCAAGACAGUCCCUGUCGCAUGGAGGGGUGCCAGAGCUGCUCGUGGGAUUGUCGUACAAUGCCACUACGGGGCGGCUGUCAGUGGAGAUGAUCAAAGGCAGUCAUUUCCGAAACCUCGCAAUUAAUAGGCCACCUGACACCUACGGAAAGCUCUGCUUGCUCAACUCUGUGGGCCAGGAGAUGUCUCGCUGCAAGACCUCCAUCCGUCGAGGACAGCCCAACCCUGUCUACAAGGAAACUUUCAUCUUCCAGGUUGCCCUCUUCCAGCUCUCUGAUGUCACGCUAAUGAUCUCCAUAUACAACAGACGCAGCAUGAAGCGCAAAGAGAUGAUCGGCUGGAUUUCUAUGGGUCAGAACAGCAGCGGAGAGGAAGAGCAAAGUCAUUGGCAGGAAAUGAAGGAGUCGAAGGGGACGCAGGUCUGCAGGUGGCAUACGCUACUGGAGUCCUAG
Gavia stellata (red-throated loon) is the source of this 1611-nucleotide messenger RNA. RefSeq names its product synaptotagmin 16 (gene SYT16). The record is from RefSeq and is a predicted model, not a curated record. Bases 1 to 1611 code for a protein of 536 amino acids. The transcript is spliced from 7 exons. Lineage: Eukaryota; Metazoa; Chordata; Aves; Gaviiformes; Gaviidae.